Mesocricetus auratus (golden hamster) is the source of this 948-nucleotide messenger RNA. RefSeq names its product proteasome 26S subunit, non-ATPase 9 (gene Psmd9). The record is from RefSeq and is a predicted model, not a curated record. Gene Ontology annotation, cellular component: cytoplasm; nucleus. Gene Ontology annotation, molecular function: protein binding. The coding region runs from base 77 to 745 and encodes 222 amino acids. Gene Ontology annotation, biological process: proteasome regulatory particle assembly. The transcript is spliced from 6 exons. Lineage: Eukaryota; Metazoa; Chordata; Mammalia; Rodentia; Cricetidae.
GGACCCGUAGCGGCUGUCUCUGCUGGUGUCUGUAGCCGGGAAACCCGGCGUCCAGCGCAUCAGGUCGUAGUUCGCGAUGUCUGGUGAGGAAGCCCGCCACGGGGCAGAGUCCUCCGAGGCCCGUGCGGCUGUGGUCAGCGACAUCCAGGAGCUGAUGCGACGCAAGGAGGAGAUCGAGGCGCAGAUUAAAGCUAAUUACGACGUCCUGGAGGGCCAAAAAGGAAUUGGUAUGAGUGAGCCGCUGGUGGACUGUGAGGGCUAUCCCCGGGCAGAUGUGGACUUGUACCAGGUCCGAACAGCAAGGCACAACAUCAUCUGUCUACAGAACGACCACAAGGCAGUCAUGAAGCAGGUGGAAGAGGCCCUGCACCGACUGCAUGCUCGGGACAAGGAGAAGCAGGCCCGGGACAUGGCUGAAGCCCAAGAGGAGGCUAUGACCCGCAGGCUGGGCUCCAACAGUCCCGCGCCACCCCAGGCCUUCGCCAAAGUGAACAGCAUCAGCCCUGGUUCCCCAGCUAGUAUUGCGGGCCUGCAAGUGGAUGAUGAAAUUGUGGAGUUUGGCUCCGUGAACACCCAAAACUUCCAGUCACUGCAGAACGUCGGCAGCGUGGUGCAGCAUAGCGAGGGGAAGCCUCUGAAUGUGACGGUGAUCCGCAGAGGGGAGAAACACCAGCUCAGACUGACUCCUACACGCUGGGCAGGAAAAGGACUGCUGGGCUGCAACAUUAUUCCUCUCCAGAGAUGAUUACCCCUGGGACCUGUGAGAGAGCUGCUUCAGCCAGGCCCUGCCCUUGGGCCUGGUGGGAAUUCCUCGUUCUCUUUGAUCCCUGAAGCGUAAGGGUCUGGAAGAGAGUGGGUGAACCCUGAACAUCAAGGUGGAGGACUUGCCCUGGCUGCUGGUGUAAUUUGUCUGGAUUGAGGCAUUAUUAAAAUCGUGAUUUGUGCCUA